UGUCAAAAGUGUUUUCAUUCACAUAAAAGCUUAUUGUCUUAGCUCCUGGAAUUGUUGUUACUUUAUUUAUGAUUUGUAGAACUUCCUCUUCGAAACAAAUUCAACUUGGCUUUAACGUUUUGACAGCCCAUUAAAAUUUGUACCUUUUUUGACACAAAAUCAAAUAAAUUCAUAGGUCUUACACUUACCUACUGCAAAAGCAUAUUCGAAGCUGAUUUUAGCCACGAUCGUACGUGGACGCCCGCAGAAUGGGAGAUCAGGGAGGAGGAGCCACUGCCCACCAGCAGAAGCAGCAGUCGGAACCCAAAGUGCCACCAAAGGUGGAAUCGAAACCGGAAGCGGAAGCGGACGCCAAGACCACGUUACCGAAUCAGCAAAAACACCACAACGAGCCACAAUUGCUGGCAAACGAAUAUCCGAAGCUGGUGCGACGCCGAUCCAAGGGAGGCAACCUAAUGACAGCCAUCGAGGAUAUUCAGCGAUUGCCCACGGAGGUCAUCUACCAGGAGUUUGACCGCUUGCUGAACCAUGCCCAGGGCCAGAUCAAGGAGGUGGCGGAGAUGCCCUGCGGGAAUCUGGCCAACCGACUGAAGGACUGUCUGUAUCACAAUCGCCAGCGCUCCUGCCAGUGCUUCUCGGCCAUGGAGCAGUACCGCCAGUGUGUCCUCCGGGCCACCCAGGACCGCGUGGAUGACAUGGCGGCCAGGGAGCCCGUUAUGAUCCCGGUGGUGCCGCCACAGCCAACGCCACGUCCCGCAAAUCCACCGCAGCGUUCGCAUCGCAGCUGGUGGCGGCCCUGGACCUGGUUUAAGUAGCCUUUUUAUCCGGUUUCCGGAUCUCAUAUAUAAACCGUAAAACCGUAGCCGAAACCGAAGCCAUUGCCGAAUCAUCGGAGGCCUUCGGAGGAGCGGUCUCAGUCUCAGUCCGAAUAAAGAAAUGGCUUU
Messenger RNA from Drosophila serrata, 944 nucleotides. RefSeq lists its product as uncharacterized. NCBI's taxonomy places the organism in Eukaryota, Metazoa, Arthropoda, Insecta, Diptera, Drosophilidae. The record is from RefSeq and is a predicted model, not a curated record.